Messenger RNA from Contarinia nasturtii (swede midge), 1639 nucleotides. RefSeq names its product sodium/potassium-transporting ATPase subunit beta-2-like. The coding region runs from base 463 to 1437 and encodes 324 amino acids. NCBI's taxonomy places the organism in Eukaryota, Metazoa, Arthropoda, Insecta, Diptera, Cecidomyiidae. Gene Ontology annotation, cellular component: sodium:potassium-exchanging ATPase complex. Gene Ontology annotation, molecular function: ATPase activator activity. The record is from RefSeq and is a predicted model, not a curated record. Gene Ontology annotation, biological process: intracellular sodium ion homeostasis; potassium ion import across plasma membrane; intracellular potassium ion homeostasis. The transcript is spliced from 7 exons.
UUCAUUCGAACUGUUUGUCGUUUAACACGCCCGGGCUAAGCCAAUGAAACGUAAUUUAAAUGUUAAACGCCAUUCAACUCUCGAUUUACUUUAUUUCUUGGAUUCAACAACCGAUAAUCCAUAGUCGAUAAUUUUUAAUUUUAAUUAUAUUAAUUUUAGAAGUUAAAACAAAAAAGUCGAUCAACAAAAAAACGUGUCCGAUACACAGUUGAAACGUGUUAUAAGACGAAGAGAGAUCAUUUACGUGAAAAGCGGGCGUGUAGUCUCGUGUGUGUAUAGUAAUUUAAAUAAAGAAUCUCUGAAUUCAUUGACCGAUGUACCAAAAUAGCUGUGCAAAAAGAAUCUCUCAAUUUUUUUAAAAGUCGUUAAAAACGUCAAUACUUAAAAAACAACAACCGAUAAAUAUCUUCCGUCCAAAAUUCCAGUCUUAUAAUAUAAAAUUAAAAAAACUAACCACGAACUAUGUCUAAGGAAAAGUAUCUCGACGAAAGGCAAGAGAAACAGUCGAUUAAUUCAGCUUUCUUUGAUGAACCUCGAGGCCCACCAUUUAAAUUAUCGCGUUUUCUCUACAACCAUCAGGAUGGCUCCAUUAUGGGUCGUACUUCAAAGUCAUGGGUAAAAAUUGGAAUAUUUUACUCGAUAUUCUAUGCGGCAUUGGCCGCUCUGGUGGCGCUUUGUAUGUGGGUAUUCUUUCAAACGCUCGAUCCACGUAUACCAAAAUGGAAACUGAAAGAGUCAUUGAUCGGUACAAAUCCAGGUCUUGGCUUUCGUCCAAUGCCACCGUCCGAAAGUAUCGAAAGUACGUUAAUUUGGUAUAAAGGUACCAAUUAUGAAAACUACCGACAAUGGACCGAUGCACUUGAUAAAUUCCUUGCAAAUUACAAAACGCCCGGAUCCAACAGCCCUGGACGUGGUCAAAACAUUUUCAAUUGCGAUUACCAAGCACCACCACCGCCAGGAAAGGUGUGCGAUGUCGACAUUAAACAAUUUCUGAAAUGCACACACGAAAAUAACUACAGCUAUCACAAGAGCUCACCAUGCGUUUUUAUCAAGCUAAAUCGAAUUUACGGUUGGGUACCUGAAUUCUAUAAUGAUACAAACUAUUUACCACCGCAAAUGCCAAAACAACUUAAGCAAUUAAUCAACGGCACCGAUGCAACGAAGUUGAAUAAUGUUUGGAUAUCGUGUGAGGGUGAGAAUCCGGCUGAUAUUGAAAAUAUGGGACCCAUUGAGUAUUUCCCAACUCAAGGUUUUCCCGGCUAUUAUUUCCCAUACGAAAACUCAGAAGGUUAUUUGAGUCCUUUGGUCGCCAUUCAUUUCAAAAAACCAACACGUGGAAUUAUCAUUAAUAUCGAAUGCAAAGCAUGGGCAUACAACAUUAAGCAUGAUCGAAAAGAUCGAACUGGCUCGGUGCAUUUUGAAUUGAUGAUCGAUUAAAGCGCGAGUCGAUAUACAUAAUCAAACAAAAACUUUGAAAACAUCCAUGCAAAUGAAAUGGUGCCGAUGUCGCGCAAAUCCAGAACCAUCAACCAGUAAUAACAGAGAAUAUACAUUCAAGCAAUUCCAAACAAAAAUGAACAACAACCUUACAUUUAUAAUGAAAUUCAGUCCAUUGUAGCAUUAUUUUGUUUGUUUUUUU